Messenger RNA from Papaver somniferum (opium poppy), 939 nucleotides. RefSeq lists its product as uncharacterized. The record is from RefSeq and is a predicted model, not a curated record. Lineage: Eukaryota; Viridiplantae; Streptophyta; Magnoliopsida; Ranunculales; Papaveraceae. Bases 1 to 939 code for a protein of 312 amino acids. The transcript has 2 exons.
AUGGUUUCUCCAAAAGCCAUCAUCCGUUUAUGUUUACUAGGAGGACAUUAUGCUGCUUCAGUCAUAGAAUUUAGGAUUGCUAGAAAAUCCUUGCCUGAUUUUUCUGGGUGGACGAGACAUAUGCUCGGUUAUGAUCAUUCCAGGAAGAUGUUGAACAAUGCACAUGUUACUGAAGCCAUUAGAACGUCUGGAGAAAUCUUCAUAUAUCGCGACAUACCUGGUAUCGUGACUUUGCUUGCUCGAUGGUGUGUUCUUACACACACAUUCAUAUGUAGGUGGGGUGAACGUACCAUUACCUUGGAGGAUGUUGCCGCUUUGCUUCAUCUGCCAGUCACUAGUAAUCUCCCCAUUGUGUUUUCUGCAGAAGAAACUAAAACAUGUACAACUUUAAGGACUGAGAUGAUUAGGAUCAAUGUCAUAGGAAAUUGUUAUUCCCAGUGGUUGAAGCAUUGGUUCUCGGUAGAAAAAGAUCCGGCCAGACCUGAUGACAGCACCCUGAUUAUUUUCGUAUUGUUGUCAUUGUGGUUAUCUAGGUAUGUGUUUGAAGACGACAGUUCCCAGCUGAAAGCAUUUGUAAUUCAUCUUGCAAGAUGGAUCAAGGUGGAAUCAUAUGUUAACACGCUAUUCAUCCAAGCGUGUUUGUGGGAACACCUGAGUAAUUAUGCACCUACUCCACGCAAUAUUUUGCAGAAGAAAUGCGUAGAUUCUCAUCAUGCUUUUUCUGAAGACAAUAACGCAAGGAUAAUGCGUUGGUCCAAUAAGAUGCCACGUUCUAGGGUACGCCUUGAUGAUUUGAUGGAUAAUGAAGCUGACUACGAUUUCCGUUCGUGGGCACCAGUCCCUUCUUAUGUCUCUCGGUUAACCAGCUUUGCUGGAGAAGAGGAUGUAGUGCUACAAUUCGGUAACAAUCUUACCGAUGGUGAAAAACAUUUAUGCUGA